Messenger RNA from Lineus longissimus, 1449 nucleotides. RefSeq names its product ciliary microtubule-associated protein 3-like. The transcript is spliced from 5 exons. Gene Ontology annotation, biological process: regulation of cell projection organization. The record is from RefSeq and is a predicted model, not a curated record. Bases 125 to 703 code for a protein of 192 amino acids. Gene Ontology annotation, molecular function: cytoskeletal protein binding. Lineage: Eukaryota; Metazoa; Nemertea; Pilidiophora; Heteronemertea; Lineidae.
AAAGUGAAACUAACCCGGAAGUUGAUGGCAACUUGACAACCAGUAAACAAACCUUUUGUCGUUUUAUUCCAGUUUCUGUGGGCAAAUACUUCCAGCUCUAGUCAGAUAUCAUCCCGAAAUAAAUAUGGACGUGGAACGGAAGCCUCGCGUUGUCUUCAUGACAACACUGGACCGUGAGAUGUUCCCCUCAUCAAUGCCUUACAACAGAUUUGGUAACGAGAUAGCACCUUUAAGAGGAGCGCCACACAGAGGACCAGGCUGCUACAACAACGAAGAGGUCAGCAAUUUCAAAUAUAUAGCAGAUCACAAAAUCACCAGUACAAAGGGUUACUCACUGGGUGCAAGGACAGCAGAGAGAUUAAAAAAAAUUGACCAGGGUGUACCAGCUGCACCAACUUAUCAGACAACGUGCACAGAUCCAAAGGUUUUCUCACCAGCCUUUAAACCAUUCUCUAAUGGAGCAAUGAGGUUUCCAGAAUACAAACGAGAUCUGGUUGUCUUACCUGGACCUGGAACUUACGAACACAACAUCAAGUGCAACCGACAAGUUAAAUGGCAUGAUUCAUUCGGUGGGGCCCCCAUCAAUCUACCACAAGUACAGAUACAGAGUACGAUAGACAAGAACACCGAUAAGCUCUUCAGUACCAAAGAGGAGAAAAAGUACCACAGGAAAUUAGCAUACCUCAAGCUUUACUAUGACUGAACCAAACACUAAAACUUUAUAAACUGUGAUAUGAACUUAUAAGCUGUGCAAUGCACUGCCAUACAGGGUGUAGAAACAAAAUAAUCAAUGAAACCAUAAGUUCUGUUUUUAAUUGAAAAACAUACUGCAACUGCUGUAUCUAAUUUCUUUGAUGCGUAUCUCAGAUUGCAAAUUUACUACUGCUUUGUGCUUUUUCUCUUGAUGUUUUCUCAGUUUAUGACAAAUUUACCGAGACUGCUGUAUUUCUAUGCUUCUUUUUUACAAUCUGUUGAUCAUCAUGAUAUGCAAGGAAACUAUUUUUCCAACAUUACUCAUGAUGUACUGUAAACUUUCCAAUGGAAAACAUAAUGUUCACUUGGUCUACGCCCUAUUGACAAAAACAAUCAUGUACAACAUUCCAAAACCAUUUGUGAUGAUCCUUUAUACAAUCUACAAUGUACAUGUUCAUGUACAAGUUCGGACACAAUAUCUGCUGAUAUAAGUUAUCUACUUCACUUGUGUUAUGUUUAUAAUAUACAUCUCCUGUUCUUCCAAAAGAGACAAAUAGGAUCACCUUCCUGAUCACAUUCAAGGCUGAAGGCUGUCCUGGGGUCGUUGAAAUGCAAGCUUUUUGUCUUAAGCUAUCGUUUGCACUACAUUCCGUCCAGAAUUUUCUUAUGUAAAUAAUCAUAUAUGUUUUGUGACUUUGUUUAUAAAAUCAUGUUGUUGAUAUGUGAAUAAACAUUAGCUUUAAGAAAACAGAACUU